AGCUUAUAUUUCACACCAGUAUUCAGAGCUUUUACAGAGUCUAUUUGUGACCUAUUCAAUUCUCGAUGGAAGUUCAUUCAAGUAUUUCAGCGAACACAGAUGACCUAGAGGGUAUUUCUCCUCGUGCUUGUUUUGGAAUGAGAAUUGGCAGCCAUUUUCCACUUAUGGCAUCCCGCUAAUCAAAUCUCUUUCCUUUUGCUAGGAGGGUGAAUUGGAAGGGUCAUAUUUAUCUAUGUCUAAAAAGCAAAGACAAAAUGAUACUUUAAGAGCAUCUUUGACCUUUGCAAACCACAUCAAUAUACAAUAGGCCGAAAUGUACUGAUUGUAAGCCUUAGGGCCCAGUAGCAAAAUGAAAUUGGCGGUAAUGGAUUAAACACGUGAGAAAGCAUUGCCUGGAACAUUAUGAAAUUGUGGUUAGGGUUCGUGCAAGUAUUGUUCAAUCUUUCGUUUGAGUUCUUGCUUGGACCAGUAGAGACAACCCGGUUUUUUCGUUAGAUAAGAUUUUUUUGCUGGAAUGCCAAAUUAUUUUACUUUAUCAAAUCUACGUAAAAGUUUCUAGAUCCAAUCUAAAGCGUGAAACAGCAGAAACAUUUCCCUGUUUUGUAUGUCACUUUUCUUCUGCCUUGCAAAGAGCGUCUUGUGAAGAGAGGCAUGUCGAUUUUGGAGGUUUGCUCUUUCUGUGACGCCUGGUGUGAAUGUAUUUGUUGAGUUGUUAUGUGUUUUUCUUUAGUUUUAAGGAAUAUUUCAACAUUUUUGUUGCUGGCUGUCGUGGCUGGACCCCGAUUGUAUCAUGUUCUUUUCAGCUACGGCAGCUGUAGAGUAUCUAAAUGUAGAUUGAGUUGUUUUUAUGUGUUGAAAAAAGUUAUUUUCGAAAUCAAAGUAGCACGGGCUAUUAUAUUAACAGUACUGGCCAAUGCUAGAAAAAACUUUCCAUUUUCCAAAAAGUUUUUUUAUCGCAUUAUCUACCCGCUUAUUCUUUAAAUUUCGCAUAACAACAAUAAUUAUGGGUGUACUUGGGCAUUGCACUCACAUGCUUUGCCCUAAAACUUGCAGCAGGGUUUCUUAUGAUUUUAUUACAAUCAUAAUCUUUUUUGUUUAAUCAACUGAACCAGGAUAUAUUGCAUUAACAUCUUAGGAGACAGUUGCUUGAAUUUUAGUUGAUCCUCUUAUAAUAACUCUAUUUGGCUUCUGAACAAAGCCAUAGAUGUUUAUCUUCCCUUUUAAAAGAUUAUCUUCCCUGUUACAAUCCUUUGAAGUAAACCAGACAAUUUCAAUUCUUGUUUUCAAUUCUUGAACUCCAGCCCCUUGACCCUUUUUUCCUUGCUCAUAAGAAUUGUGAACUUUGCACAAAUAUCAUGCUCUUGUCCGCUGGCAUUGCCAGAAUUGCGGAUUUCGUCACAAGACGAUGGUUCCCAGACUCCCUUGAAACACAAUCUGUUAUCUCACUCCACUGUCUAUGCGCUGAAGCCGGUCUGUCUAGCUCAGUUAUAUCAACUCUGCUACUGUUUGGUUUGGCGAGCAACAGGUAAUUCUGCGUUGUUCGACAUUCACAAACAAUGGAGGCAAAUGGAGACUCAUGCAAUAACAAUGUUAUUGAAACUGAACUAGCUGAGAAAAGUGAUGUCGCAGAUUUUGAGGGUAAAAUGCAAGUGACUGCCAGAAAGGGAACAACGGAUCAGAUUAGACGAAGAUAUGCAUCCUUGCUUACCAAACAUCCGUGGAUUGCUUUCCUUACAACUUUCCUUGCCGUCAUUGUGGCUGGAGCAACCGGAUUUGUCAAGGAGCUUGGGGCAAAGCCAUUACCAAAUUUCUCGACACCAGGCAAGGGUUUUGAAGCUAGAGGUACGACCAUCAGCAACAGAAUCAUCGCAUACAACAAUCUCUACGAGGAAAUGCCUGGCAUUGAAAGACUACAGACCAGCAGUUAUAUUCCAUCCAUGCAAGAUACUCUGUCACCAAACCAGGUUAACUCAACAUGCUCCAUGGAAGUAUACUCCUACUUGCUUUCGAAGACAGUCUAUACAACUGUAAAGGAUGGGGAUGACCUUUUCACUGCAGAAAAUCUGCGGGAAAUGUGCAGCUUAGAAGAUGCUAUUGUCCGAAAAGUAGCACAGUUUAAGGAAGAGUGCGUGAAAGGCGGGCCAACCAAAGACUGCUGUCCAUCGCUCUCGAUUGGUUAUUACGUAGCUGUUCUGACAAACAAAACAAGUUGUUCCAGUAUACAAGAAGCUGAUGUGCAAUAUGUUCGUGGACUCAUACAAGUUUUACAGCAAAAAAGUAACAGCAACAAGAGAACUGCUCUAAAUAAAUCAUCUAGACAAUUUCGUAUAUUGUCGAACAUAAUGAAUUUCAUGGUGGAUAAAACAUUUGCUGCUAAUACGUCAGCAAAGCUAUCGUAUGCAUUGGUUUUCAGUCCGCUACAGAUGCCAAGCAGAAAGUUUCUGGAGAAUUUGUAUAAAGAAAAUCUGCAGAAAACGCCACUGACCAACGGAGUUUGGGUGAAACUGACGGCCUACGACUUUCAGAACUUGAAGACAGUCGCAUACGACAGCCAACUGCUUGCCGAUGUCUGGUACAUUAUGCUAGCAGUCGGCUUGAUUUUAGGACUCAUGUGGGGUUACAGUGGCUCUCUCUUCAUCAGCAUCAUGGGUUUUAGUGCAGUAGUUUUCGCCGUUAUUUUGUCAUAUUGGCUCUACUCUGUUGUGUUUGGACUGGUCUUCUUUCCGUUCUUGAACAUCAUGACAGCUAUCUUUGUCGUUGGGAUUGGCGCUGAUGAUAUAUUCGUGUACGUGUUGGCGUGGAGACACGCACAGCAACAGUACUCUAAACAUCAUCCUGGUGUUGACACCAUAACCAAAUGCACAGAAUAUGCGCUAGAACAUGCAACAGCUGCUAUGUUCGUCACAAGCUUCACAACAGCAACAGCAUUCUAUGCAGGUCUCUCAUCCAGUAUCACAGCUUUGCAAUGUUUCUCGAUUUUUGCAGGUACUAGCAUACUGACAAACUAUUUGCUGAUGAUCACAUGGCUGCCAGCAGUGAUAAUUGCGCAGGAGAGGUUUUUUGCACCGUAUACAUGUAGGUCUCCAGUUGUUAGAAAACAGAUUCACCCAGGAACAUCCGCACUCUCACUCAAAGAGUUGGAAAACAAGAGCUCUCGAAGAAGGCCUUGUUUCUCUUUGAACACAUCUGCUAUUUUGGUUAGGUUGAAAGAGCUCUCUGAUGUCAUAUUUCAGCAGUGGAUUGCAAAGGUGGUUGUCAAGCUAAGAUACUGUUGGGUGGUGAUCUUUUUUAUUCUGGCCCUGUUCGGUAUGUUAUCUCUCACAUUCUACCCGAAACUUUCUCUACCAACAACCCAGGAGAUGCCGUUGUUCAUAGAGGACCACAAAAUUGAGAGAUAUGGCUCUGUCAUUAAGAAGAAGCUGAAGAUAGAAGAAAUAUCAUCAACAGACGGACUUCGUUUUCCUAUUAUCUUUGUCUGGGGAGUUCGUAGUGUCGACAAUGGGUAUUUUCUCAAUCCCGAUAGUACGGGAACCACAGAAUGGAACCAUGCCUUUGACAUCACCCCACCUGAAAGUCAGCAAUACAUGCUCAGGUUCUGCCAACAAGUAAAAGAUGAAAGUCUUUAUGACAAGCUUAGAAAUCAAAAUAAUUGGUGUUUCAUGGAAGAUUUGAACAAAUUUGUAAACAAGCCGUGCAAUACCGUUUCAGAUGUAUGCUGUAACAAGACUAUCCCGAUUUCACCAAGCGAGUUCAAACAUUGUACAAAGGAGUAUAUGAGAGGAGGACAAAAGCGAAAUUUGCCAAUCAGAGUCAAUAGUGAUGGAAGUGUCAAAGCGUUGGUGUUCAAGUUUGAAUCCACCCAAAAGUAUUUACUGAAGUAUUUACCUGUUAAAGACUUCUGGAAACAGACUGAAGAUUUUGCAAAAAGAGAAAUUUCCAAAAUGCCUAAAGGAAUGAAUAAUGCAUGGGUGAUCAGUAAUCUGUAUUUUUACGACUUACAAAGGAGCAUCGCUGAUGGGACUAUCAAAACAAUCGCAGUAUCUAUCGGUAUUUCGGCGAUUGUUUUACUCGCUACGACCCAAAACAUUCUGAUCACUUUGUUCGCCGUUAUUGCCAUCACUGCAAUCAUUAGCGUGACCAUUGGCUCGCUUGUAAUGGCUGGCUGGCGCUUGAAUGUCCUCGAGUCAAUGAUGAUGUCCGUCGCCAUUGGGCUUUCCAUUGACUUCACUUUGCACUAUGGAGUUGCAUAUUUCAGCUGUGAAGAUUCCCAAUCAAGGAAGGAUAGAGUUCAUUACUCUCUUUGGCACGUGGGAUCUGCUGUUGCUAUGGGAACCCUGACAACAUUUCUUGCUGGUUUGGUGAUGAUGCCUUCUGUGAUACAUGCCUAUAUUCAAGUGGGACACUUUCUGAUGCUGAUUAUGUCUACUAGUUGGGUAUACUCGACAUUCUUCUUUCUGGCGCUUUGUGCAGUUCUUGGGCCCCAGGGAAAAUUUGGAAACGUGAUACAUUGCUGGAAAUGGAGGCCGAACGCCUCAGUUCAACCAGAAAAGCAACCAGCUGAACAAACAGAAAACGAGUUUGAACUGCAAAGGUAGUAUAGUUAAAUUUAGAAUAUUCAGAUCUGCCAUUAUUCAAAGCAAAGUGAUUACGAGAAAGUUCCAACAAACAAAUCGGGAGGAAAGUUGUUAAUGCUCUCUAAUUUUUGCAAAAAGCCAAAUCUUUGAAAAAAUAAAGAAUCAAACGGUUUCACCUUUGUCAAAUUUAAUUUUGGUUCAAGCUAUGCCAGACAGACAGAUUUCGCAUAACGAGAAGCGAAUUCGGCUUCUUUUGAGAUUCCCAUUAAUAAUUUUUAUGUUGCCAACAUGCUUACAAAAAGUUGUCACUGUUUUGGAGAGGGCAAUUUUUCUUCGGUUCUAUCAUCACAGAGGCAUUUCAGAUCUUCUGAAAAAUAUGCUAUAACGGGAAUAUAUCGCUUUAAACUUGACAGAGCCGGAGAGGCGUUUCAAAAAACUGACUCUCUGCAAGAUUGAAAGAGAUAGCGGUUUUGAAUAUUCAGUAUAAUUGUACCAAGUAAAUGUAGUUUUAUAUUGUAGAGCAUUUCGUAUGCAUUAACUAAGUCCUAAAAGAAUUCCGAAUAGGCGUUUGCAUAUAUUCUGCAGGCAUUCAACAAACAAUGAAGACAUCCUUUAAGAACAUUUGGGACGAUUAAGAUAAACUAUGUAAAUCCUUGCUUAAAAGUCUUUUGACUUUUUGGCGAUCUGUAAUCGCCAAUACAAACAUUGUUUUAGUUUUUAUUUCAAGCUGAAAGAUUAUUCAGAUUUUAAACAGGCAGUGCUUAAAAUGGAUCAGGAAAUUUAUCAUCUUUGAUUACAAAAAGAUUUGUUGAUAGAAGAAGGGAAAUGAUUCUGUUGGGAUCAAUGCUGCCGAGCAACGGGGUUAACGGGCAGGCGGUCACUAGGCCGCAGCGUCUAGACGGCUGACAUUCACUUUUAGGUGCUAUCUAUAAGUAAAGCCACAUAAUAGAAUCUCUAUUCUGUGGUAAAUCUUUAAAGAGAUAUGCGGUUUUUUGCUUCUCAUUAACCCGUUCAAAGCAAAUCAACUUUUGAGUUUAAGCAAUACGACUGGCUGCAAGACUGAAGCGGGCAACAAGUAGCGGGUAGGGUCAAUAACGAGGAAGAAAAUUCCCGUUUCCUUAUGCUAAUUUCCCGAGAAAGUUAGACCACGACUAACUUAAUAAAACAUAGCUAUUGUAGUAGCGAAGUGCAUUUCUUCGACUCUUUUUCAAUAUAAAAGUACAGUUGCUACCGCCCAUCACCAAUUCUUCGCUGAUUUGAGCCCGUUGUAUCUCGGUGAACCAGGAAUUAGUACCAAAUGAUCUUGUGAAUGCUUGAAGUUAGCAAUUUGUUUUAAUUGUAUUAUUUCAUUUCAAAUUAUUAUUUAAAGUAAUCUUCGUAUUUGAUUCACGAACAUUGUAUUUGUGCAUUGAAAAUAAGGGAUAGUUUAUUGUUUAUUGUUAAUUUUCAUCUACAAUGCAGAUUUCAUAGACAGAAAUUUUGUUUACAGUUGGCACGAUUGAGUUUUAUGGUAGUUGUAUAAUGUAGCAUAGUGUAAAUUUGAAAUAAUUGUGAAUGGACCUACUAGUAUAAUUCUAGUUUUCUGGUAUGGUUAGUAUAAAACUAUUUGAUAUAGUUUUCGAAAUGAUAUAAUUUUGUUUCUGUAAUUUGUAGCCUUUAAAGUGCCUAUGACUGAAAUUUGACAAGUUUAGAUAAAGGCACACUUUUUAUAAGCAAAAUUUGCUGAUUUCAAUGAUAUAUGUUGAGCUGAUUGAUUUCUUGCGGAACCGGCUAAAAAUUUAGGUUGAAUAUCCCAUUUUCACGUUUUCGACUGUGACAAAGCGCGCGUUAUCCGUGACGUCACAAAGUUUGCAAACGCGGAAGCAGUUGGCGUUUAGGACACCAAGCAAAAUGAAGGUCGCCAUUGAAACUACAGUUGAAAUAGCCGAAGGAGGCAAUUUGAAGCCAGGGUUCAUAUCCAAUCUUUUUAGAGCAUCAAACUGUCCGUUUUUGCAAAGUUUCAUACUGUUUCACCAAAGUACGACUGAAAUACGAUAAUACCGUCUAUUAAGGUCUGGGCAAUGUACCCCAGUCUAAAAAUAGAACAAGGUGGCAAUUUCCAGAUGGGGUCUACAACCUAUUAUUUUCUGCGUAUCAGAUUGCCAACUAUUGCAAAGCUUCCUGCCAUUCUACCUCCUUCAGCAGAGGUAUCAAAAUAACGUCGUUAGUGGAGUCAUGCGGUAAAGCACCCUAGUCUAAAAAUAGCCCAAGAGGCCAAUUUUUAGUCGGGGUCUAUAUCCAAUCUUUAUCAGCGUAUAAAACUGUCCUACUUUGCAAAGAUUUGUGCCGUAGUACUAAAGUGUGACUGAUAUGCGAUAAUACCGUCUUUAAAGGUUCUGGAGUAAAGUACCCCAGUCUAAAAAUAGAAAUAGGGGGCAAUUUUCAAUUGGGUUCCAUAUCCUAUCUUUUCAGUGUAUCAAGCUACCCCUUAUUGCAAAAUUUCAUGCUGGUAUCACAAUUUGCACCAUUGUUUGACUAACAGUCCUGACUAAGUGGUAUAAUGUGUUUAUUGUGGAGACUGAACCAACUGCACUGAACCUUGUGACGUCACUGAUUCUCUUGCUUUGUCACUCGCACCCAUUGUUUUUAAAACACCAAAAACAAACUUUUCCGUGCAAAUUUUCAAGUUAAUUUUCGUUUUAUAUUGCAACAACAUGUAGAAGUUUCAAUUUCUAUCAAAAAAACUAUAUGUGAAAUUUCAUUUAAUAGGCACUUUAACAUGGCCCAAUCGUAGUGUUUAUGAACUUUAGAAUGAUGAUUUUUGUUAGGCUAGUGCCCAGGACUUUUCUUUGACCGUCAUCUAGAAAUCCUUGCACUGUACAUAUGAAAUGUUGACAACUUGCUUAAAUUGAAUUUACGAAAUGUGUAUCUUUAAUUGUUUUUUCUAUCGGUAAACAAUAUUAAA
Messenger RNA from Rhopilema esculentum, 7518 nucleotides. RefSeq names its product protein dispatched homolog 1. Gene Ontology annotation, cellular component: membrane. NCBI's taxonomy places the organism in Eukaryota, Metazoa, Cnidaria, Scyphozoa, Rhizostomeae, Rhizostomatidae. Gene Ontology annotation, molecular function: transmembrane transporter activity. The record is from RefSeq and is a predicted model, not a curated record. Gene Ontology annotation, biological process: smoothened signaling pathway.